This is a messenger RNA of Condylura cristata (star-nosed mole), 686 nucleotides long. RefSeq names its product N(alpha)-acetyltransferase 11, NatA catalytic subunit (gene NAA11). Gene Ontology annotation, molecular function: protein-N-terminal-glutamate acetyltransferase activity; protein N-terminal-serine acetyltransferase activity. NCBI's taxonomy places the organism in Eukaryota, Metazoa, Chordata, Mammalia, Eulipotyphla, Talpidae. Gene Ontology annotation, cellular component: NatA complex. Gene Ontology annotation, biological process: N-terminal peptidyl-glutamic acid acetylation. Bases 12 to 686 code for a protein of 224 amino acids. The record is from RefSeq and is a predicted model, not a curated record. The transcript has a single exon.
CCGCCGCCAUUAUGAACAUCCGCAAUGCUCGGCCAGACGAUCUGAUGAACAUGCAACACUGCAAUCUCCUUUGCCUUCCUGAGAAUUACCAGAUGAAAUACUAUUUCUACCAUGGCCUUUCCUGGCCCCAGCUCUCGUAUAUCGCCGAGGAUGAGGAUGGGAAGAUUGUGGGCUAUGUCCUGGCCAAAAUGGAGGAGGACACAGAUGAUGUCCCCCAUGGACAUAUCACCUCUUUGGCCGUCAAGCGUUCACACCGGCGUCUUGGCCUGGCCCAGAAGUUGAUGGAUCAGGCCUCCCGGGCCAUGAUAGAGAAUUUCAGUGCCAAAUACGUGUCCCUGCACGUGAGAAAGAGUAACCGGGCAGCCUUGCAUCUCUAUUCUAACACCCUCAACUUCCAGGUUAGUGAGGUGGAACCCAAAUACUAUGCAGAUGGGGAAGACGCUUAUGCUAUGAAGCGGGAUCUCUCACAGAUGGCAGAUGAGCUGAGACGUCAGCUAGAGCUGAAGAAGGGCGGGUACGUGGUGUUGGGUUCCAGGGAGAACCUGGAGACCCAGGGCCGCGCAUUUCCCGUCUCUGAAGAGACCUACCGGAAGAAAAAUCCAGCUGUUUAUAACAGAAGCAGUGGCAACAAGAGACCAAGCAGUGAUGGCCAGGACAGCUCAGAAGACUCAGAUUCCACUUCCUAG